AUGUCACAAACAGAAGGACAUCCUAAUAAACAGAAAACAGAAAAUGAAUGCAUUAGUGAUACUGUCCCUACAACUAAAUUAAACGGUAUAGAUGCUCAUAAAAAUAAUAAUACAGAUUCAUUAAAUACUAAUGAAAGCCAAAACACAAAAUUUGAACAAGAAAUUGAAAUGGGAAACGUUGAAGGACAUGAAGUUAGUUUAGGAGAAGAAGGUUUAACUCAAUUAAAUGAACUACCUCAUACAGGAAAUGAACGACAACCAAACAACCAAAAUAAUAAUAAUAAUAAUGAUAAUAACAAUAAUGGUGAUAAUGAUUAUGUAAAUAAUGAUUAUAGUUCAGAUAUUGGGUCAUACAUAGUAGUUAUAUUACUGUUUUUCUUUACUCAUAUUUUUUAUACAAUAUUUAUUAUAGUUGAUUUUAUUCAGCACUAUUAUUUAACUGAGUUAGUUAAACAGUAUAUAAAUACAGGAGAAAAUAAAAUACGUAUAUUAGCAUAUUGUAUUCCUUCUGUUUUAUUAUUUAUUAUAAAGGUAUGGCAAAUAGGAAUAAUUGAUAUGAUAGAUAUUACUGUUACUCCAAAUUCUUUUAUUAAUCUAUUUAUUCACUUAUAUCUAUGUGAUUGUUUAUACCGUUAUGUAAAUUAUUAUCUAAAGGCUUUAACAAUAUUUUUAACUAAAAAUAUAUUAUUAUUAUGUAAAUUACUCUCUAUGAUAGAAUCAAUUACAUUAGCUUUAAGAGUUAUUCUUCCUACUUUUAUUAUUUAUAACUAUCUAAUUUUAUAUACUACAAUAACAAGUCAAUGGAUUAACUAUAUUGCCAUAUAUCCAAUAAUCUGGAUUUAUGUGUUUGGGCGUUGUCGUGGAUUUGUUCAUUUUCUUUCUUGUUUCUUUAAAGUUCUUAAAACCUUUUUCACACAAAACAAUAUAUUUGGAACUUCAGUAACGUUAGAAUCGUUAGAAGACAAAACGUGUUUAAUUUGUCAAGAUACUGUUAAUCGUCCAAUUAAGUUAAAAUGUGGUCAUGUCUAUUGUGAAGAAUGUAUUUUUAAAUGGCUCAUUCAACAACCAAGAUGUCCCAUGUGCAGAGACUUAGUGGUACAACCACAGACAUUUGUUGGUUUUAAUGGAAAUACUCGUUUUGUCCCAGCACUAUACUUUUUCUAA
This is a messenger RNA of Entamoeba dispar SAW760, 1164 nucleotides long. RefSeq lists its product as uncharacterized. Gene Ontology annotation, molecular function: ubiquitin protein ligase activity. The record is from RefSeq and is a predicted model, not a curated record. Gene Ontology annotation, biological process: positive regulation of ERAD pathway. The coding region runs from base 1 to 1164 and encodes 387 amino acids. The transcript has a single exon. Lineage: Eukaryota; Evosea; Mastigamoebida; Endamoebidae.